This is a messenger RNA of Parascedosporium putredinis, 1470 nucleotides long. Lineage: Eukaryota; Fungi; Ascomycota; Sordariomycetes; Microascales; Microascaceae. The record is from the annotation of a GenBank genome assembly.
AUGUCCUGUCUCCUGGGAGGCUGCUUGUUGCAGUACGCAGCCCCCGCCGGUGACGGAGAUGUGGCGAUGCAUAUAUACCGGUUUCCCGCUGCGUGCUAUUGCGAUGGGCCUCAGUCAGGUUAUCUGGACAACCACAACAUAUCGCCGGAACUCGUGUUGAGCGAUGAAUUUGGGAUCCUUUGGAAGAACACAUAUGGGGAAAAGGAACGAUGGUUCGCCCGACCCCUUACUUUCACUCCAAAGGGCCACGACCAACUGGUUCUACUUGCUUCCACGGCCAAUGUCGUUCGUACCGUCGACGCGACGACAGGCAAAUUGAUACAUUACUAUGGCAUCAUCGGAACACCGGCGAUUGACCCCAAGUCGGAGAUUGCGUACUUCUUUUCAAUGGGCUAUCAAGGGCGGGCUAACAGUGGCGGCGUGGGAAAGGGUGAGCCUCUCCUUGGGGGCCGGUUCCCGCUUGAGAUCAAUAACAGCCUGCUGACUUCGCAAACGAGGGAUCUAGGUACAUAUUCGCUCUACGCCGUCGACCUUCAUACACUAGAGGACGUGGAAGGCUUUCCCGUACUAAUAGACGGACACUACGCUGACAACGACCCGACAAGAUACUUCCUGGGCGGGACAUACCUACAACGGCCAGCAGUUAGCAUUGUCAAUGGCCAUGUUAUUGGCGCGUUUGCGGGGCACUGCGAGCUCUUCAACUACACCGGCAUGGUAGUCUCGGUUAGCACGACCCCCGGCGUCGGCGUCGCAUCCAUGUUUGCCGUGGUCGCGAGAAUGGGAGGAAUCUGGCACGGCGGAAUGGGUAUCUCGACCAUUGGAAACAAUGUCUUUAUCGUGAGCGGGAACGGCGAUGGUGCGGACAACGUCGAUCAACCCGCAGCCGGCGACGUGCCGAUCUCCACGCUCUCCCAGGCCGUAGUCCAUUUCGAAAUCACAAAACGCGGCAAAAUCUCUUUCUCAAAAGACAUUGGCUCCUCUGGCUUCACCAUCCUAGAUCGCGACGUCUUCUCCGGAGGCGGCGUCGGGCAGAUCGGGCUCACGGGCGGCAAAGAAGGAAAGCUUUACGUUCUCGACGUCGACAAUCUCGGCGGCUUUAUGAAUGGCCCCAAUGGCAGAGACGACGCGGUGCAAAUCAUCCAGGCUGAAGGGGCCUUGUUCGGUGGAGUGGGAUCCUACCCUCUUGAAGGAGGCUACGUCUACUUCACACCCCUCGGAUCUCGAACGGCCGCCUACAAGCUCGAGCCCCUGGAUGACGGCACGCCAAAUUUCGCUCUCGCUGGAUACAGCACCAAGAAUGCGACCAGCGCGACGGGCAUCGGACCCCCGACAGUAACCACGCUUAGAGGCAAAAGGGGAACUGGGAUCGUGUGGGUUGCCGACCUGGCCGCCGGUCUGCGCGCGUUUAAGGCCGUUCCUAAUGACGCGGGGUCCUGGAGGAGUUGGCUAUACCGGAAACCGGACCCGUGA